CUCAACGAACCAGUACCGCGAAACCCACGCUCAAGACGCCGCCAUUUUUUCCUUUUAUUUUUUUUUUAUCAGUACCCAUUCAAAUUAAGAACAAUAAAUUAAAAAUAUGUGUAGUGAUGUGCCAGUAAUAUGGAGAUAAAAUCGUUAUUAGUUCUGUCCUUAAUUUGGGCAUUAGUAGAUAGUUGCACCACACCACUAGGUGAAACAAGCCAGUGUGUCAGUCUGUAUGACUGUCCUGCUCUGUUGUCUGCAUUCGAGCAUCGCCCAUUGCCGAGCUCCGUAAUCAGCUUCCUGAAGAGGUCCUCUUGUGGCUUCGAGGGCUACGUGCCCAGGGUCUGCUGUGGUCCACUCCCGACGCAAGACGAGGAGCAACCAACUCAAAGGCCCUGGUCAUCCACCACCGAGUCAAACAACAACGAUGUUGAUCCAGUGGAAGAUGAGGACUCUUACCCAGCGCCCAGGGACCAGUGUGGCGUCGACACUAACGGAGACAGAAUUUAUGGAGGACAGUUCACGGACCUGGAUGAGUUCCCGUGGAUGGCAUUGUUAGGGUACAAGACAGCCUCCGGUAGAAUUACCUACCAGUGUGGAGGCGUCCUAGUCAACCGCCGAUAUGUGUUGACUGCGGCUCACUGUGUCACCGGCGCUAUUGAACAACAAUUGGGAACUUUGGUCACGGUUCGUUUAGGGGAAUACGACACCCAGACGGAGGUAGACUGCAGCGACGGCGUCUGCGCAGACCCUCCUCAGAACAUCCCAGUGGCGGCUGCUUACCCUCACUCUGGGUACUCUGAGAAGAACAAGAAUAGGAGGGAUGAUAUUGGACUGGUCAGGCUGGCGAGGCGAGCCAGGUAUUCCUAUUACGUCCAGCCAAUAUGCCUGGUCGGCAAUGGACGUAUAUCCGACGGUAGUGACGUGUACGUCGCGGGUUGGGGGAAAACCUUAAACGGUAAGAGCAGUCCCGUGAAGCUAAAACUAAGUUUGCCCACGUUCAACAAAAACCAAUGCGCGCAAAAGUACAGGACACUAGGCGCCGAACUGAUUGAGAAACAGAUAUGUGCCGGCGGUUCUUUCGCCGAAGAUGCGUGCAGGGGCGACUCUGGUGGUCCUCUGAUGAGGAAGAGACCUGAAGGCAUAUGGGAAUCUAUCGGAAUCGUCUCCUUCGGCUACGGCUGCGGAAGAGAAGGCUGGCCAGGCGUCUACACCUCGGUCGCUGCAUACAAUGACUGGAUAAAGUCAAAAUUAUCCGCAACGAAUGUUUAGUGAAGUUAGGAAUUUUAAUUUAUUUUGAAUUUAGGAGUGAAUGGAGUAAAGUUCAAAUAUGAACUAUUUUUUUAUGAAUAAAUAGUGUCUGGGACACGAUAAAAUAUUUGCAAAGAUAUGUCGUAAAUCAAAA
Plodia interpunctella (Indianmeal moth) is the source of this 1396-nucleotide messenger RNA. RefSeq names its product phenoloxidase-activating enzyme 1-like. Gene Ontology annotation, biological process: proteolysis. The record is from RefSeq and is a predicted model, not a curated record. Gene Ontology annotation, molecular function: serine-type endopeptidase activity. The transcript has 7 exons. Bases 130 to 1263 code for a protein of 377 amino acids. NCBI's taxonomy places the organism in Eukaryota, Metazoa, Arthropoda, Insecta, Lepidoptera, Pyralidae.